UGACAUUCCCUCCCCUGUCCUGCUCUUCCCUCCGCCUCCUGUCGUCACCCCGAGACGUGUGUGGGAGCUCAAUAACAGCUGAAGCCCCGUCUGGGGGCUUCAUAAUCCUGGCGUGAGCUGCAGCAGCUCUGUUGCUCUGGAGGAUGCAAUAAGCAACUGGGAGCGGGAACUACUUCCAGUAAUCCUUCCCUGCGUGCCCUUCCUGCAGCUGGCCACGGAACAUGAAGGCUGGAUCCCUCCAGGUCCUGCUUGUGCUGAGCGUCUGGUGCCUGGUGACCCCGGCUGGAGGGCAACCCAAAGCACCUCUGAAGUGUUCAACAGAGUGUGGCCAUUUUAUAUCUAGGAUAGCGAUGAAGCGGAUAAGGAGCUACCGCAGGACGGAGCCCCAGUGCAGCAGAGAGGCCAUCAUAUUUAUUACUCUGAAGUCUAUGGAGGUUUGUGCAGAUCCAAAGGCAGAUUGGGUGAAGAUGAUCGUGGCGAGGCUGGACAAGGAGAAGGCCACAGGCUCCCCGCUCCCAGGUGGUGCCACCCCAGCAGCGGUGCCACGAGAGCCUGCUGGUUUUGAGAAACAGAUUGGUCUUACAGCAGCAGCUCCAUCUCAGUCUCAAGCCACUGCUCCCACUAGUUACUUCCAAGGGACUGACACAACAGUUUUGGAGAGAAUACGUGCUCCUGCUGCUGGGGUGGAGGCGUCCAGCAAGUCCCCACCAUCCACAGAGGACCCUGUCCAGCUCCCUGCAGGAUCAGCCCCCACGACAGGGGGUGCCACUGCCCGCUCUGAAGUCACUUCAGAAGCAAGCAGAGAUUCCUUAAGAUCUCCUGCACCUUCAGCAACCCUUGCAGCAGGCGUGGUCUCCAGCCAGCCCACCCUGCAUCCCACAGCUCCGGUGCAUGGCUUUGGCUCCACCACAGGGGCUGCAGGAGAACCCAUAGGACGUACUGCAAACACUGGGGCUGAUGUUCGAGGCACGACUUCUCCUAGCUCCAGUUCAGACCCCAUGGCCGUUCCUAAAGGAUCAGACCAUCCUUUGCUUUCUACAAAUAAAUCCCUGGGCCCUACAAGCACAGGAGCCAAUGCACCAGACGCUGCUUCCAGCAAUUUUAGUUCAGAUCUCCCCUCCAUCCUGGACAGCAUGGACACCACCACAGUCCCAGCCACACCAGUUCCACCAGCGGCUGCUUCAGCUUCUGCUCUAGACUCCACAACUGCCACAGGCAAAGGUCCUUCUGUCCGUACCAACGAGGCCAUCAGUUCCUCUGCAGAUGCUUUUGGCACUAGAACAUUUGAUUAUUCAUCGCCAGCAGGGAAGCAGGAGCCUUCGGCUACGUUAGCCUUUGCUAGUCGAGCCUUCUCAGGCCAAGCCAGAGUGCAGCUGCCGACAGCAAACCCGAAGGAUCUGCCCCUUCCCAGCUCCUUGUCAAGGUCUCAAAUGUACCUCGUCAUCCUGGUCUCCGUGGUGGUAGGUGGGCUGGUGGCUCCCAGCGUUGCUGCUGUGUGGCUGCAUCUAAAAUGUGGAGCCAAACCAGAAGAAAUGGCAGGAGAAAUGGUACAGGGCUUGCUCUACCACAAGAGGGGACAUCAAGGCAAUGUCUAUUCAAUGGAAGUAAUCUGAAUGCUUUAUGGCGUGGACAUUUUUGGCCUAAACUAUAUGUGUGUUGCUGUAGGAGAGUUCAGUUUAUGCUGAACUGGUGACCAGUAGGAAGAAAGCUGGGAAUAAACAUACCAGAGAAAACUGAUUUUUUUUUUUCAGAGCAGAAUGUCCAAAAAUAGAUCUAAUUUGUCAUUGAUCAAUGACAGGAUUCUGGAAAUAAAUGAGAUGCUUUUUUUCUUCUGCCGCUGUUACAUACAAAGGCUGUUGCUGUCCUAGAGCUGCUUGGUGGCUCUUUUCCGCUUUGCACCUGGUGGUGGGCAGAAGGGAGUUUCCCAACUGGUGUUGGGAAUUUUUCUGCGUUUCAUCAUGGCCCAGCCAAGAAGCCACCCACUCACUCAUGCUGCUGGACUUGGGCUCGGCCACCUUCAGCAUCUUUAACACCAAAACCACACAAUUUGCACUUAAAGUCUCUGCUGCUGCUUUCUUUGCACUUUAGGUCACCACUCUGUCAGACCAGUAUGGGUGCUGGUGAGCAGCUGUAUACUGGUUCACCUCGGACUGACCAAAUACGCCAUUUGCUCUUGCUAGAGAUAAGGGGGGAGACAAAACCUGCCCUUGGUUAGGGGGUGGAAGGUCAGCACUGCUGAUUUCAAUCCAGAGGAGCCAGCAACCCCAAAUCGAUCUCCUCCUUGAAAUCAGGCCACUCUCCUCCUUCUUGCAUUUCUUCUUGCAGAUUUAGUCUGAGACUUGGCUGUUAGCAAAAUCAACGGGAAGAAAACCCUCCUGCGAGCUCACGUGCCCUGUGUCCAGCCGCAUCCGACGUCUGGGCAGGAUAAUGCGGAUGAGCCUUUGAAAUGGGAGAAAACAAGAAGACACCCCACAAUUUUUCUAUUCCUGUAAUAACUUUGGAGGGUUGUUGCAGUUCUCUGUAAGCACAAACCCCAGGAAUUGUUCUCCUGGAGGAGCCAAAUCCAGUUCUGGCUUUAGUCCCAGAAGAGCUGCUGCACCACAGCAGACAUGCCAUGCUUCUGGUCCCAGACUCUCUCCAGAAACAAGCGUGUUUGCUGAUCCACAGAAAAGCACAAAAUACCUGUUCAUACUGCUACACUUCAGCAGCAUUUCAGUUUUUCGGUUUGGGAUAGCACUGAUCACCAGACUGUUAAAGCACUGUACCAGGCCUUUUUUUCUUAACUCAGAUUGGUCUUGAUUUUUAUCCAUGGAGGCACUGCUGUAUGUACGCCUUACCUUUUCUAUGUGGUCAGCUCCUGAAAUCCCUGGUUAAACAAUGACUCUAGGACAAAUUACUCUGGAGCGUGCACAGGUCUCCACAUUGUGAUGCUUUGUAGAUAGCGCUAUGUAUCCAGGGUCAGAUCCUCCUCUAACCAACCGCAGCGGAUCAGAUCCCAAAGUAUAAAUACACAUGCAGGAAAAAAGAAAGCAAGACCACAUAAUAAGCAAGAUAAUCAAAGGAAAAAUGAUGGGCCAGCUGUAAAGCAGAGCUGGGGGAAGGCGGCCUAUUACAUCCAUCAGAUUGCACCUUCAGGGCGUCUAUCCAGCCCUGGAGGCGGAGAGGACAGACUGCAGCAGCGCUGGUUUUCUGCCAUCAUUCCAUCCCUUAUUUCUGCCUUUUGCUGGCUUGGGAGAGGGGAGCCAGGGAUUCAGCUCAGGCUUUGCAACAAGUACAGAAUGCAAUCAGAUUAAUUGUAAUUAGGAAUCUGGGGUGAAGCCCCCCUGCCCCCCCCCAUGCAGCAGCACUCCUGUGCAGCCCAGCUGUGUAACACUUACCUGGAGGGUGGCUCAGGGGCUGUCAGCACCCCACACACCGCCGGCUCCUGCGUGGCAGGGGUCUGUGACCUGGCAGCUCAUGAGGCAGUGUAUUAUGGCAUUAUUUUUAUAUGAAACACUAGAAAUGUUAUUUUUGUAGUAAAGUUGUGUAGCCGUUUGACUGUA
Messenger RNA from Falco peregrinus (peregrine falcon), 3542 nucleotides. It is a transcript of the gene CX3CL1, whose product is annotated as C-X3-C motif chemokine ligand 1. The coding region runs from base 222 to 1613 and encodes 463 amino acids. Gene Ontology annotation, biological process: neutrophil chemotaxis; monocyte chemotaxis; G protein-coupled receptor signaling pathway. NCBI's taxonomy places the organism in Eukaryota, Metazoa, Chordata, Aves, Falconiformes, Falconidae. Gene Ontology annotation, cellular component: extracellular region. The record is from RefSeq and is a predicted model, not a curated record. Gene Ontology annotation, molecular function: chemokine activity; CCR chemokine receptor binding. The transcript has 3 exons.